Aspergillus oryzae RIB40 is the source of this 576-nucleotide messenger RNA. It is a transcript of the gene echA, whose product is annotated as enoyl-CoA hydratase echA. Gene Ontology annotation, biological process: fatty acid beta-oxidation. The record is from RefSeq and is a predicted model, not a curated record. The transcript is spliced from 2 exons. Gene Ontology annotation, molecular function: enoyl-CoA hydratase activity. Gene Ontology annotation, cellular component: mitochondrion. Lineage: Eukaryota; Fungi; Ascomycota; Eurotiomycetes; Eurotiales; Aspergillaceae. Bases 1 to 576 code for a protein of 191 amino acids.
AUGGCGCCCUUGACCUUCUCCGCUGCCUACAGCAACAACUUCAUCGCCCCUUGGUCCCACCUUGCCAACAAUAUCCGUAAACCCGUUAUUGCCGCAGUGUCUGGCUAUGCCCUUGGUGGUGGUUGCGAGCUCGCCCUCAUGUGCGACAUCAUCUACUGUACCUCGAAUGCCACCUUCGGCCAACCGGAAAUCAAACUAGGUGUUAUUCCCGGCGCUGGCGGGUCGCAGCGCCUGACUCGUGCGGUAGGAAAGAGCAAGGCUAUGGAGCUGAUCCUGACUGGAAAGAAUUUCAGCGGCAAGGAAGCAGGAGAAUGGGGCGUUGCUGCGAAGGUCGUCGAAGGAGGCAAGGAUGAGUUGCUCGAGGAGGCCCUCAAGACUGCCGAGACGAUUGCAGGAUAUAGUCGUGUUGCCGUCGUUGCUGGCAAGGAGGUGGUGAACAAGAGUCAGGAACUCUCGUUGAGAGAGGGCGUCGAGUAUGAGAGACGGUUGUUCCAUGCACUUUUUGGUAGUAAAGACCAGAAGAUUGGCAUGACGGCUUUUGCCGAGAAGAAGAAGCCUGAGUGGUCGAAUGAGUAA